Messenger RNA from Chara braunii, 1860 nucleotides. Lineage: Eukaryota; Viridiplantae; Streptophyta; Charophyceae; Charales; Characeae. The record is from the annotation of a GenBank genome assembly.
GUCAGACACAUGCUGUGGUAGGACUCCAGCAGGGAGUUGUAGUGCAUAUAGUGUUUGCCUAACAGAUGAGUGGGUCAGACGCCGAUGAGGGUAGAGUUGACGAUGCGAGGCUGACACGUUCGAGAUCACUUAGGGUCCCGCACGUGUAUCAGGCCCUACGGCCGGGGGACGAAAGACGGCUUCGUGCCGAAGCUAGAGCCCGUGCUUACGCAGCAGCGAGGGAAACAACACUAGCUGCAAGUCAGGCGUUGGCAGCAGCAAACGCCGCAGCUAGGGAACGGGCAGCAGCAGCAGCCAGCGCAACAGCAAUGGCUGCCAUGGCAGCAUCCUCUGUUGCGUCCUUGUCUGGGACCCACUUGGGAAUGCCCCCUGCGCCCACGGGUACUUCGGGAUCGGUAGGUUCCAGUCAGUUCACAAGUCAAAUGGCGGGCUUGCAGUUCAGUCCGUUGACCCCAGGCGGCAGGGAGUUACUAGAGCUCCAACAAGUCGAAAGGAUCCGCACUCGGUUAGAGAGGGAACUGAAGCAAGCCACCGAUAGAGAAAGAGAGAUAAAAAAUAGAACAGACAGGCUGGAUACGUUAGAGGCGGACAAAGCUGCAUUAGAGGAGUUAGAUGAGUCAGCAAUGUCUGACGAAAUGAAAGUGUUUAAGUCCAGCAUACUGUCAUUGCAUGCUCAUGUGGACACCAGACUGGAUUUCAUGCAGAACUCCUUGGACCAAAUCUUGGACCUUUUGCAAAGGCCAGGAUUACGGCCAGCAGUACAGUCGUCAUUGUCGUUAACGGCGAUGUUAAGCCCUUUUCCGGUACAAGCUGACACACAGCCAAGUGGUAUGUCUGCAGUAGCCGCACAGACUUUUGCUUCUUCUUCUUCUGUUCCAGCGGCUGAAACUAUACCACAGCCGCAACAAACUGUUCCACCACAGGGACAUCAACAACGUCCAUGGUACCCAAAGACCCCAAUGAAACCGUCCCUUGCCUUCUCCGGUGAGAAGAAGGACGAGGAACUCAACACUUGGUUGAGAACAGUUCCAAUGUGGGUAAAGGCAAAGAGGAUGUUGCAGGAGGAGGAGGUGAUUACUGUUGCGUCUUACCUUGAGGGUAAGGCAGCCAAAUGGCUGGAUGGGAUAGUCGCGAAGGCCGGGUUCGGACGACGCAUGGCAGAUUGGGGUAAAACCCUCACUUUAGAGGAGUUCUUGGACAUGGUAGAAGCUCGCUGGCAUAAUCCGCAGCAGGCACAAAUUGCCACUGACGCGAUGUUGAGACUGGACCAGAGUAGGUACAAGUCUGUCAGAGAGCUAACGUCUACUGUAGAGAACCUCAUCGUCGUGCCCGGUAUAUGCUAUGAUGACCAGGUCUUGUUGACCAUGUUUCUAAGAUGUCUGCCUGAGAAUCUCAGGACCUUACUGGCCAGCGAGGCUCACCUUGAGUAUCAUUCCUUUGAGACCUUCUCUAGAAAGGCCUUAGAUUUGGAGGCUACCCUAGGAAGUGCUCAACCUACUCCAGUAGACGGGAGGAAGAAGAAGAGUCCACAGGAGUGGAAGAAGAAAGAGAGUCGAUUGAUAAUGGUUGAGUCUGAUAGGACCCAAACCGAGAUCGAUGAGCUUUCUGACUUGAUGGACAGUUCAGAGUACGACGGCGAGGAAAUCGUUGAGGGUAGCACCCUCGCCGCAGUAGUAAAGACUAAGGCAGUUGGCCGAGGCCAAUUUUGUGAAGAACCUGAUUGCGUUUUGAAGCCCAUCAGAGCUAUUAUCAGUGGGUAUGGUCUCGUAGCAUCUUGUGAUAUCUGCUGAGAAUACACUAGUUACCUGCGAGGGUAUAUUGUAGACGUAGUCAGCUGUCGAGUCUAUGAGCCACCAAUAG